This is a messenger RNA of Effrenium voratum, 1853 nucleotides long. The record is from the annotation of a GenBank genome assembly. NCBI's taxonomy places the organism in Eukaryota, Dinophyceae, Suessiales, Symbiodiniaceae.
AGGGCUAGGAAACCCCUCCCCAGCCCCUCUCCACUUGUGCGAUGCUGCGCCUGUGCCUGGCUUUGGCGGCCUCGGCCGCCGCGCUCGACCUUGACACCUUUUUCGCGGAGGAUGUGGCGCUGGACUUGCUGCAGGCCAGGCGAGGCCGGCUUAGCGCGCUCUUGGAGGACCCAGAGGAGACUCCCGCAGUCCCCUCUGAGACAGAGGCAAUGGACGUGCCAGAGACAAUGGCAACAGACAAUGCGACAGAGAAGUUGACUCAAAAUGCAACAGCGAAUGCCACAGCGAAUGUGACAGCAAAUGCGACAGAGACCAUCGUAGAUGUUGAUGAAGCGAAGAAGAAUGUCACCAUCGAGGUGUACCUAGAUGGCAAGCUUGUCCCAUCCUCCCAAUCUGGUCCCCUAGACGCACUCCUGAAAGGGAUACAGAUACUGAAGUCUAAUCCAACUGUCAAGCUGGAGAUCAAGGACCAGUUGGGCAACAUCAUCAGUGAAUCUGACAUGAAGAGUGGCGAGAAGUAUGAGGUGCAUAUUCUUCAGGAACCAGUCGAAAAUGAACCGGUGGCAGCUGCGGAGAAUAUGACGGAGCAAGUGAAAGAGAAGGCGGACAAUGCUACAGCGAAUGCGACAGAGGAGGUGGCGGACAAUGCGCCCCAGAAGAAUGCAACCGAGAAUGUGACAGCGCUAGUGAAUGCGACCGAGAAUGCGACCCCGAAUGCCAAGGCUAAUGCGACAGGGAAUGUGACACAGAAUGCAACAGAUAAUGGAACUGUGGCCACAAAUGUGACCAUUGAAGAUGUUGAUGAAGCGAAGAAUGUUACCAUCGAGGUGUACUUAGACGGCAAAUUUGUCCCAUCCUCGUCCCAAUCUGGUCCCCUAGACGCGCUCCUGAAGGGGAUAGAUGCACUGAAGGCUGUAAGUCCGACUGCCAAGCUGGAGAUCAAGGACCAGCUGGACAACAUCAUCAGUGAAUCUGACAUGAAGGCUGGCGAGAAGUAUGAGGUCUAUGUCACCCUUUCGCCACUUCAGGAACCCGUCGAAAAUCCAACAGUGCCAACUGCGGAGAAUACCUCGGAGCAAGUGAACGCGAAGGCGGACAAUGCGACAGCGAAUGACACAGCGAAUGCCACAGCGAAUGCGACAGCAAAUGCGACAGAGACCAUCGUAGAUGUUGAUGAAGCGAAGAAGAAUGUCACCAUCGAGGUGUACCUAGAUGGCAAGCUUGUCCCAUCAUCUCAAUCUGGUCCCCUAGACGCACUCCUGAAAGGGAUACAGAUACUGAAGUCUAAUCCAACUGUCAAGCUGGAGAUCAAGGACCAGUUGGGCAACAUCAUCAGUGAAUCUGACAUGAAGAGUGGCGAGAAGUAUGAGGAACCAGUCGAAAAUGAACCGGUGGCAGCUGCGGAGAAUAUGACGGAGCAAGUGAAAGAGAAGGCGGACAAUGCUACAGCGAAUGCGACAGAGGAGGUGGCGGACAAUGCGCCCCAGAAGAAUGCAACCGAGAAUGUGACAGCGCUAGUGAAUGCGACCGAGAAUGCGACCCCGAAUGCCAAGGCUAAUGCGACAGGGAAUGUGACACAGAAUGCAACAGAUAAUGCAACUGUGGCCACAAAUGUGACCAUUGACGAUGUUGAUGAAGCGAAGAAUGUUACCAUCGAGGUGUACUUAGACGGCAAGUUUGUCCCAUCCUCCUCCCAAUCUGGUCCCCUAGACGCGCUCCUGAAAGGGAUAGAUGCACUGAAGGCUGUAAGUCCGACUGCCAAGCUGGAGAUCAAGGACCAGCUGGGCAACAUACUCAGUGAAUCUGACAUGAAGAGUGGCGAGAAGUAUGAGGUCUAUGUCAUCCUUAAAUGA